Messenger RNA from Fusarium pseudograminearum CS3096, 1644 nucleotides. RefSeq lists its product as uncharacterized. Gene Ontology annotation, biological process: carbohydrate transport; transmembrane transport. Gene Ontology annotation, molecular function: carbohydrate:proton symporter activity. The transcript has 4 exons. NCBI's taxonomy places the organism in Eukaryota, Fungi, Ascomycota, Sordariomycetes, Hypocreales, Nectriaceae. The record is from RefSeq and is a predicted model, not a curated record. Gene Ontology annotation, cellular component: membrane. Bases 1 to 1644 code for a protein of 547 amino acids.
AUGGCGUCCGACUCCAUCCACGAGAAGGAUCCCAAACAUGAAGUCGUCAUCGUCAAGACGGCCAUUGGAGAUGAAGCCUUCCAGCAGGCUAUGAUCAAGGAGCCUCCACCAAAGCUGGCUGCGCCCAUCCUCAUCUUCGCCAGUAUGGUCGCUUUCUGCUGCUCUACUGCCAACGGUUACGAUGGUUCUCUGUUCGGAACUCUUCUUUCCACAGAUGACUUCAAGGCGUUCUUUGGUGUCGAUAACAAGGGUAUUGAAGCUGGUAUCGUCACUUCCAUGUAUCAAAUCGGUUCCGUCGUCGCUAUUCCCCUCGUUGGACCCUGUAUCGAUACUUGGGGUCGCCGUGUCGGUAUGACCAUUGGUGCUUGGAUCAUCAUUGUCGGUGUCGUUAUUCAGCUCGCAUGUUACACAAACGCCAGCGUCGGUCAAUUCAUGGCUGGUCGCUUCUUCCUCGGUUUCGGUGUCUCCAUCGCCGCCGCUGCUGGUCCCACAUACGUCGUUGAAGUCUCCCACCCUGCCCACCGUGGUAUCAUCACUGGUCUCUACAACGUCAUGUGGCCUGUCGGUGCCCUCGUUGCUAGCAGUGCUGUCCGUGGCGGUUGGAACUACCAGGGAACCAACACCUCAUGGAUGAUCCCCGUUGGCCUUCAGCUCAUGUUCCCUUGUGUCAUUGGUUUCUUCGCCAUGCUUCUCCCCGAGUCUCCUCGAUGGUUGUACACCCACGGACAACAAGAGCUCGCCAAGAAGAACCUUACAAGCCUCCACGGCCACGGUAACCCUGAGAGUGAAUGGGUUAAGCUCCAGCUCCACGAGUACGAGGAGCAUCUUGAGAUGGACGGUAGUGACAAGCGAUGGUGGGACUACCGCGCUCUCUUCAGAACCCGUGCUGCCUUUUACCGACUCACCUGCAACUGUCUCGUUUCCCUCUUCGGACAGUGGGCUGGCAACAGCAUCGUCUCUUACUACCUCAGCGCUUUCCUCGACACUGCUGGUAUCAAGGAUGGCCGACAACAAAACGAUGUCGCCAUGGGAAUGAACGCCGUCCAGAUUGCUUUUGCUGCUCUCGGUGCCACCUUCACUGACACUGUCGGUCGUCGUCCCAUGUUGCUCAUCGUCAACGUCGUUUGUGCUCUCUGCUGGAUCGGUGUUACUGUCCCUGCCUCCAUCGCCAACAUCACUGAUCUCGAUGACAAGUCGCAAACCGAUGCCGUCACCCCACCAGUCAGCAAGGCUAUCCUCGCCUGGGUCUACCUCUUCCAGAUCUUCUACUCCGUUGGUUGGACUCCCCUCCAGGCUCUCUACCCCGUCGAGGUUCUCAGCUACGAGAUGCGAGCCAAGGGUAUGGCCUUCAGCUCCCUCUUCACCAACGCUGCCAUGCUUGUCAUGCAGUUUGGUAUCCCCGUCGCUCUGAAGAACAUUGCCUGGAAGACAUACAUUGUCUUCUGUAUCUGGUGUGUCAUUCAGUCCAUCAUUCUCUACUUCCUCGUCCCCGAGACCAAGAACCGAACUCUCGAGGAACUUGACUACAUCUUCUCAUCCCCCAGCCCUGUCAAGGCAUCCAAGCAGAAAAAGAUCUUUGAGGCCGAUGCCAAUGCCAACAUUGUCCACAUCGAGCCUGCAACUGCUUCUCCCACUGCGGCUUAA